CCCACUGAAGAUGUCUUGUUGACAAUGACUUUGAAUGAAUUUGGUCAACAUUAAAAUGACAUAAGAAAAAGAUCAGACUCUGAAGAGUUUUAAGGAGAAGUUGCUGUUUGAGCUUCAUGUCUUUAUCCAGUUUGUUUGGUCCAGUCUUCACUACACUGACAUUUAAAACAGUUAUAGUUAAGUAGAACUUGUCUUUGAUCUUACAGGAGUUUGAAUGGACAUAUGGACGAAACUAAACUGGAUCCAAGUUUUUAUCUUUUCAUGUUUGUUUUUAUUACAAUUCUGGUAAAAAGAUUUGAAUGUCAGAAACUUUCAUGUUUAAUCAUCUCCUCUGGCUGUUUGGUUUCCUAACAGUGAUGUCAUCUUCUCUGUCACUUGGAGUCAUGUGACCUUAGCUGUCCCACAAAAAUAGCCCUGUCACAUGAUUGGCUGGAGGAGUGACACCUGUCACCAUUUAUGGCCUGUGUGAGAGUAAGAGAGAGAGCGAGAGAGAGAGCGAGCAGUAACCAGUGACCAGAGACCAGAGAAGAGAAGAGACCAGCAUAGCUCACGGACAUGUCUGUCUCUCAGAUCACACCCACCCUGUUCCUGGGUGGAGCCGACGCCUCUCUGAAUGCUGCCCUCGUGUCUCAGAAAGGCAUCACCCUGAUCGUAAAUGCCACCCUCAGCCACUCCUGCCCUGCCUACCCAGGGGUAGAGCACGUGCGGGUUCCUGUGUGCGACCUGCCCACUGCACGACUCGGUGACCAUUUUGACCGCGUGGCAGAUCGGAUCCAUGAGAACCGAGGUGGUGGGACGCUGGUGCACUGUGCUGUUGGGAUGAGCCGUUCACCGGCGCUAGUGAUGGCGUACCUGAUGCGUUACCGCGGCGUGACGUUGUGUCAGGCACACCGCUGGGUGAUCGAGAGCCGGCCCUAUAUUCGACUCAACACGGGAUUCUGGGAGCAGCUACUGCAAUAUGAACGCCGACUCUAUGGGAAAAACACGGUUAGAGUCGCCACCUGCAGGACGCCAACGCCACCACUGAGGUCAAUGUCAGGGUCAGUGUCACUCCAACAACAAAGGAGCGCAUUAACAAUGGUGCCACGGUCACCACUGAUGACACGAGCAAUGACAUCACCACUGAUGACCCGCGCUGAGCUGAAGAUAAACCGAUCUAAAAAAUGAACUACAUGCAAGUGUGAAGUCCACUGCUCCACCGAACCAGGACCACAGUGCGUCAUGGACAGAGUCCAGGUUCAAGGCAGGUCACUGAGGAUAUCCAUGGAGUCUGGGCCACAUCUGAGCAAACGAUUUGGACCGCAUUCUGAAUACCACAUGGGCCAGAUGAUAAUGGCACUUUGAAGAAGAUCGAGAACCACACUGUGGAUAACAGACGUGGGCCAGACACAAUGUCUGGCCCAAUACAGGGACCAAAAACAACAGAACAUAUUCCUGAGGUUUCACAAAAACCCAUAAUGCAGUGCUUUGGGUGGCAAAGUUGGUGUCAUGGACUGUGGGCUGAACCAAACCUUUAGUAGGAUUUUAAAGACACUGGCCUUUGGAUCAGUCCUUCAGGUUCCUGUUAUGUCUGGUUCUGGACCAAGUUCUGCUAAUUGUUCUGUUUAGACUUUUCACUUCAAUAGAAAUAACAGGAGUUAUGUCAUUUCCUGUAAGUGUACGCUCACAGAAAGGGCAGGUCCGGCGGCCAUGUUGGAUGACCAUGUGUUGACCGUAGUCCUCAGCGGACGAGCCUAGACUUGUGACGUGGACUAGAUUAAACAAUGUAUUCUCCCCAUGUGUGAACACGAAUGAGGUGAGGGAUGUUCAACUUCCUCGUCACCACUAGAUGGUGCUGAAUGAGUUUCAAAUGAACAAAUAACUAAGCAAACAUGUUUAUUGUCUUGACUUGACUUGAAGUAAACAAUGUUAGAAAUGGAAA
Messenger RNA from Cynoglossus semilaevis (tongue sole), 1921 nucleotides. Its product is annotated as dual specificity protein phosphatase 18. The record is from RefSeq and is a predicted model, not a curated record. Gene Ontology annotation, cellular component: cytoplasm. Bases 556 to 1167 code for a protein of 203 amino acids. The transcript is spliced from 2 exons. Gene Ontology annotation, biological process: protein dephosphorylation. NCBI's taxonomy places the organism in Eukaryota, Metazoa, Chordata, Actinopteri, Pleuronectiformes, Cynoglossidae. Gene Ontology annotation, molecular function: MAP kinase tyrosine/serine/threonine phosphatase activity.